Molecule: messenger RNA, 574 nt
Organism: Paramecium pentaurelia
Lineage: Eukaryota; Ciliophora; Oligohymenophorea; Peniculida; Parameciidae
Source: the annotation of a GenBank genome assembly
AUGCUAUAACUACAUAGAAUUAGAGCAUCAUCAGUUUAAGAACAAGGAGAACAAAGAUAAAAACUCCCAAAUAUACUUACACCUACUUUUGCUGAUUGGAAAAUUAUAAGUGAUACUAGAGCACACCCUAAAAUUAGCAGAAGGAAUCCACUUUUUAAAUUUGGUUUGAUCCCACCAAAAAAGGUUGCUACUCCUUCUUCAUCUACUCAUUAGAAUCCUCAAGAUUUUAGAGGACUUAAAUCAGAAGAACAAAGUCAAAGAAUAAAAGAAGUUAUUGUUGAAGAUAGGAUAAGUACAACAGAAACAAAUACUGUAUAAUAAUUUGAGUUAGAUAAAAAAUAUUUGUAAUUGCGAAAUAGAUCUGUUAGUGGAUCAAAAUAAACAAAUCAAAUAGUAUAAAUUUCAAUUAUAUUUUAAGCUACUUGAAUGUAAAUAGUUAUUUGACAACCAAAAAAAAGCAUUUGAAGAUAUAUUGAAAUCAAACAAUUUAUAUAAUAAAUAUUCUAGAGUAAUAGAUAAGGAAUAAUCAAUAACAAAUUAGAAAAUUAUGUAAAUUUUUAACUUAUAUAAAUGA